Tremella mesenterica DSM 1558 is the source of this 1602-nucleotide messenger RNA. RefSeq lists its product as uncharacterized. Gene Ontology annotation, biological process: nucleobase transport; transmembrane transport. The coding region runs from base 1 to 1602 and encodes 533 amino acids. Lineage: Eukaryota; Fungi; Basidiomycota; Tremellomycetes; Tremellales; Tremellaceae. Gene Ontology annotation, cellular component: plasma membrane. Gene Ontology annotation, molecular function: nucleobase transmembrane transporter activity. The transcript has 13 exons. The record is from RefSeq and is a predicted model, not a curated record.
AUGUCAUUCCACAAGAUUUUAAACUUGCUCAAGGUACAGAGGGACGCGGAAGAUGUGGCACACGAUGGGGUAUACCUCAACAAGGACACGAGACCACUGCCGCCGUCUCGUAGGACGUAUGGACCAUGGAGUUUCAUAGGACUAUGGAUGGUAACCGGGAGCUUCAAUAUCGGUGGUUACACCACUGGCUCUUCCAUUCUGUCCCUUGGACUAAAUGUCUGGCAGGCCAUGUUGGUAGUCAUCAUAGGUCAUUGUCUCGUGGCUUUGGUCUGUUUGGGCACGGGAAUGCCAGGCGCUGAAUGGCAUAUCGGUUUUCCAAUCCUCCAGCGUUCUACUUGGGGUAUACGAGGCAGCAUUUUUACCCUAUGUCUACGUAUCUUACUUUCCUUCGUAUGGUGUUCGGUCCAGUUAUGGUGGGGUGGAAAAUGUGUCAAGACGUUCAUCGGAGCGAUAUGGCCAUCUUUCUAUCGAGUGAAUCAUCCUUUAGCAGAUCACAAAUUCUUCAUCGUAUGUUCGAUAGCCAUGAUCGCUUGCGUUUUCGCCCUCUUGGGCUGGGCUGUGAACGCAGCCCACGGACCUGGUGCCCUGGUUCAUAAUACAUCAGAAUUGGUCGGUGUCAUACCUGCCAAAGGGUCAGCCUUGGGAUGGGCGUUUGUGUACGGUAUCUCAUCUAUGCUUGGUGGCAUCGCCGUGCAUCUCUUCAACCAGUCCGAUUACACUCGUUUCGCCCGAAGACCAAAAGACCAAAUCCUAUCACAAGCCCUCAUAGUACCUCUGGGUACAAUCCUCAACGCUUUGAUCGGUAUCAUCGUCACUUCUUGUGCGGCUCAACUUUAUCCUACCGAGGGACUACUCUGGCAACCGUACGACCUUUUCACAGCUAUACAGAACGCUUCUGGGAACUCUAGCCGAACUCGUGCGGCUAUUGCUUUCGCUAGUAUCGCUUUCAUCCUCGCGCAACUGGGGAUAGCAGUGGUCGAAAAUGCUCUCAGUGGUGGUAUCGACCUAGCUGGGUUGCUACCAAGGUGGUUCACCCUCCGCAGAGGGGGGUAUUUCACCAUCGCCCUGGCUUUUGUAUUUCAACCUUGGCAAUUGCUCAACGGCGCUAGCAAAUUCCUCACUGUCAUCGGAACAUUUUCCACUUUCUUGAGCCCUAUGAUCGCCAUCAUGAUAGCCGAUUACUUCCUUGUUCGUCAUCGCAAGUUAUCCCUCACCAAUCUCUUCACCAACUCGCCCCAUUCGAUAUACUGGUUCAACCAUGGAUUUCAUAUACGGACCUUCAUAUGUUGGCUGAUUGGUGUUUUGCCUUUCACUCCGGGUCUUGCGGCGAGUGUCCGAGUAGAAGACCUGCACGGAUGGACAAAGUUGUACAACAUGGGCUUUAUCCUCGGCUUUGUCAUAACUUUCGUCCUCUACUACGGCUCCAACUUGAUCUUUCCCAUCCCUUACGCAACUAUCGUUGAUGAAGAAGAUGUUUUCGGCACUUUCACCGAACGCACGGAUUCGCAACACGAAAUCUCCUUCGUCGGUCCGGAUGCAGAGAAGAACGGUCAAGAUGAGGAGGAUGUGAAGGAUGUGAAAGAUGUUCAAACGACUGUAUGA